Molecule: messenger RNA, 2286 nt
Organism: Beta vulgaris subsp. vulgaris (sugar beet)
Lineage: Eukaryota; Viridiplantae; Streptophyta; Magnoliopsida; Caryophyllales; Amaranthaceae
Product: protein FAR1-RELATED SEQUENCE 6-like
Exons: 6
Coding region: 1-2286 (761 amino acids)
Biological process (GO): regulation of DNA-templated transcription
Molecular function (GO): zinc ion binding
Source: RefSeq, a predicted model, not a curated record
AUGGAUGUAGAUAACAUUGUGCAGCUGAAUGAGGAUGUCGAAAUGAAUCAUCAGGUUGUAGCAGUGGGUGUUGAGGCAGUGGGUGUUGAGGCAGUGGAGACACCUGAUCCUUUAAGUUGUAGUAGUGCAGCUGGGUCGAACAAUGUGGUUGAACCACCUGCAGUAGGUAUGAUAUUUGGGACAUGGGAGUUUGCUGAUGAAUAUUUAAGGAAAUAUGGGAAGCAGGAAGGGUUUGCUGUUGUUAGGGCAGCUGGUUCUCAUAAGAAAGGUGAAGGUAAUAAAAUUGAAAAGGGUUGGAGGAAUUAUACAUGGAAAUGCGAAUGUUCUGGUAAACCGGACGUGAAACGAGCUUUGAAGGGUAGGGUAGCUGUUGGACGUAAGGGUAUUCAAGUGGCAACUAGGAAGUCGAAGAAAUGCAAUUGCCCUGUUAUGAUGUAUGCUUGUUGCAAUGAAGGAGGUGAGUGGCAAUUGAAGAAAGUCAUUUUGGAUCAUAUUCAUAGUAGUUUAGCGCGUGAUAGGAAUGGGUUGGACAAUAUGGCUAUAACAGAAAGGGAUCUUAGGAAUAUAAUUGCGAAGGAGAGGAAAUUGAAGCUUGGGCCUGGUGAUGCUAAUGCAAUGAUGAAUUAUUUUAACAAGAUGGCGGAGGACAACCAAAAGUUCUUUCACAGUCAUCGAUUAGACGAAGAAGGGUACUUGAAGGAUGUGUUAUGGGUGGAUGCUAGGUCUCGAGUGGCCUACGAGGAAUUCUGUGAUGUGGUUGCUUUUGAUGCGACAUAUUUGACUAAUGACUAUGAACUACCGUUCGCAAACUUUGUCGGAGUGAACCACCAUGGACAGACCAUAUUGCUUGGAUGUGCGUUAGUUUCGCACGAGGAUGCAGAGACAUAUGAAUGGGUAUUUAGCACUUGGGUGUUAUGCAUGGGUGGUAGAGCACCCAUUGGUAUAUUGACUGACCAAGACGCGGCGAUGAGAAAGGCACUCCACAAUGCUAUGCCUCAAUCUGUGCACCGAUGGUGUAUAUGGCAUAUAAUGAUGAAAUUUGGGAAGAAGCUAGGUUCGUAUGCAAAUUACAAGGACUUGAAGGAAGCGUUGACACAGUCCAUCUAUGAAAGUACAAGCCCUGAUGUGUUUGACGGAACAUGGGUGGUUGCCAUAGAGAAGUAUGGUGUAGGUGAUGAUGAAUGGCUUGAAGAGCAGUACUGUAACGCUAUGGAAGCUAGAGCAAAUGCGGAGAAGGAAGCAGAUGCAAAUAGCGCGAGGUACCUCCGUCUUACUGUUACUACCUUCAAGACUGAACAUGUAUUUCAAAAGGUGUACACUGAUGCUAAAUUUAAAGAGAUACAAAAUGAAUGUCUGAAGGUGCUUUACCUUCAAUGGAGUGGGAAAAAAGAAAUUGGAGAUGAUGUUGUAGAGCACUUGUUCGAGGAUAGGGUGUGGGUGAUGUGCAAGGAGACGAGGAAAGAGGUGCCUUUGGAGAGGACAUGUGAGUAUGUUGUUCGUAUAGACAUGGAGAGUACGGAGGCAACUUGUGAUUGCAAGAUGUUUGAGUCUGCGGGAAUAAUGUGUAGGCACAUUAUAUCCUUGUAUCUUAAGUUGAAAAUUAAGGAGAUUCCUGAGAAGUACAUAUUGAGGCGUUGGCGGAAAGAUGUAUUUCGAAAGCACACAAUGGUAAAGGUAGCAUAUCAUGACCCCUCAAAGACAGAAGAAGUGCAGAACUAUGAUAGGAUGAUGGUAGUAUUUGACCCAAUCUGCUUGAAGGCUGCCAACUAUGGUGAUACUCACACAGUUUUAGAGACCCUCCAACUACUAAACAUACGUCUUGAUGAGCGGCACGCUAUGAAACUUUGUGGUAUUAGUACGAAGAAUUGCACCCCGAAAUCGGUUGGUAAUAGGCAGUUGGUGCCAAAUUCGGUAGGGGUUGUUAGUUCAAACAGGUUGGACGAAAAAACCCCAAGUGAAGUGGUAGGAUGUGAAAUGGAAGGGGAAGGGAGUCGUGUAGACGUACGGCAUGUUAGUUGUGUUGAUGUUGAUGAUUUAGAUGUAGUAUCUGUGAAAGACCCCCCAAGGAAAAAAACUAAGAGGGCAGCUAGACUGCUUUCGUGUAUCGAGAAGAAUGCGAAGAAGGAUGAAGCAACGAAGAAGAAAGAAGCAACGAAGAAGAAAGAAGCAUCGAAGAAUCCACGAGGGAAAGGAGUUAAAAGAAAGGAGGUUGGAGAGGAGGAGGCACAUCUACAGUUGGAGUUGUGGCCAUCCAAUUCUCGUAAUGAAGGUAAGGUAUCUGAAUGA